CCUACACCCAACUUAGAACUGAAGCAGCUGCAGGUCUGCUUUUUCUCUCGCCGCCCAUCCGCCAACCAGCCGUCCAGGCCAGCCCAACCAACCAGACGGCUUUCUCGAAAACCCCCCCCGAAUUGUUAUUUCCCAUCCUCAUCGUCUUCCCAAAACGAUCUCAGUCGAACCGAACAUUCACCACCCGAGCUUUCUUCAACCUCCUCCCUCUUACGUCGCUUUAACCACCCCCUUCUUCUCUCCGACCCCUCUCAAACUCUCCUCUUUGUUCUAGAAACUCUGCGACAAGCCUCUAAGUCGCCGGAUGCCUAACACUCAUUCGCAUCUCCUCGUCCCCCCGACACUGGUGUUUGUUCCUCUCCGUUGACACUUCUUCCCCGCUUCCAUGAUUCCAUGACCACCCUCUUGUUUCCUACUUUCUCCCACCCUAGUGGUACAGUGACCUCCACGUCCUAUCGCUCUUUGGUCCUCCGUCAAUUUCGGGUCGUCUUCCUAGGUUUCCGGUCAAACCGCUUUCAUGCAGGCUACACCGAGCCCCUCUGAGGCUGGCGGAGGAUACGCGACGCGGAGAGGCCAUGCGUCUCACCUGUCGAUUAGUGACCCGAGUCACCAUGUCACGGAGGCCAUUGGUCAUAUGUACAACGAUGAUUACGACAAAAGGAACUCUCAGCGCCUCAGUUAUAUUUCCUCCCCUUUGAGUGAUACCAUCUCUAUUAUCCCUCCGAACCUCGCAGGCGCUGCAUCCCCCACCUCACCGCAGUCAAUACAAUUGCAAAACCAUUUAAAUUCAGUCAACAGUCAUCAGCAGGUGAACGGACAGUCCCGGCCGCCCACCGAUGGGGCCAUUUCUUUGGAUAAGGAAAGUAGCAGCCCGGCAUCACCUACUUCCAUUGCGUCUCCUGGAUCAACCGAUACAGCCACCACAUCCUUCCCCCUCAACGAUAUUGAUUACGAAUCGGACCCAGCUGCUGUGGCCCAAGAGCUCAACAACCUGGCCGCUAUCCGACGAAUGUCCAUGGAUGUAGCUGCCACGGGUGACCCUGACCUCCCGAGUUACAACUCAAAUUUCUCCGUGCCAUCUAUUGCGCCCUCCCCUUCGGCCGAUGAAAAUGAUGCCGCUCGAUUAUUCUGGGUCCCCGCGCGCCUGCACCCGGAAUUGGCGCCGAAGGAGUUUAAGUCGUUCCUCGAAAGUAAGACGGAGCAAAUAAAGCGAAGAUCGGGCGACUUCAAUUCGCUGGGCCUAGAACGCCAAGGAUCAAGCGGAGGUCUUAGACGGAAAAAGUCCAUGCUGUCUCGGCAAAUCGACAAUUCUCAUGGCUACACGGAUGGGGCAGAGCGAUUAGAGCGGAAACGGUCACAGUCGAGAAGGGAUCCUCUGACCCCUAAUCUGCAAGAACUUGAGACUUUAGUAGAUGACUCUAACCCACGGAGUACCAGCCCCGUUGCUUUGUUAAAUGAAAUACAGAACCUCGGAAUCUCUGCGGACGAAGACCGACCAAUCCUUCCGCCUGCACCCCCUGGUCACAGCCUUAGACGUUCUACGAGGACCCAGUACAGAAAGGCCGGAAGUUUGAAGAAGGGAGAAAAGCUCCCAUACUCGAAACGACUUGCAAAAGCCUCAGAGGGGAAGGAAGGCGCCUUGGCAACUGCCAACGUGUCCGCUGAACAGGCGACUUUGGGUCUCACCCGAGUGUCAACUGAUCCCACCCCCAGCGUAACACGAGCCCAAGCCUCGACGAUCUCCGGACAAAGCGCAGCAUCGACAUCCAACGAGAUUGCCAACUCCGCGUUUGAAUCGGUCUCGGACCAGCGGCAGUCUGCAAAUGACCGGUCGAGCGAGUCCACCUUGGAGAUUGGAAGUAAAUCGAAUGCAACCUCGCCGACACGCCAAUGGCACUCGCGUAUUAGCUCAAAUGGACGGUCGACCUUGAAAAUCCCCUCUACAGAACAAAAGAUUCCAGAGAUCAUUGAAACACCACCACCGGAGACUAGUGCGGCACCUAUUACUCCAACCGCGCUAUCAAGCCCCACCUCUGGGCGUGGAUUCAAUCAGGACUUGCCUUCGUCGUCAUCACCUACCAAGGGACCGGGGAGCCACGAUCAAGGUUCAAGCAAAUGGUCACUGCAUAGCCGCAUGCAUGGCAAGGAUAGCUCGGGUACUCUUAGUGACUUUGCUAAUAGUCCUCAGGCCUUGCCCGGUAAUAGCACCCGGACGGAUGGCCUCUCGUUUAUUCCUACCCUAUCGGAGGAACGCAAACCAGAGACGAAGAAAUCAAAAGACAAGAAGGAGUCGGAAGGCAGUCGCAAGUCGAGCUGGCACUGGCUGUUAGGCAGCGAGGAAAGAGACAAGGAGAAGGAAAAAGAAAAGAAAAAAGACAAAGAGAGUGAUGCUAAGAAGAUCAAAGCCAAAUUAGUUGAUAAGGUCCAUGAGACAGCGAAUGCCCUACCGUCUUCCAAUGAUUCUGGCCAACGUGGACGCGAGAGCCUUGUUUUGGACCGGCUUGACCCUAAAUUGGAAGAGGAACGUCGGAAGGACCAUGUUCGAAGGACUUCAGGAGAAGCGAAGAAAGAAAAGGAAUCUGGAUUGUUCUCCUCGAUCUUCGGAGGUGGCAAGAAAAAGAACAGCGGCGAUAGUCAUCAUAAGAAGAGCUUAUCGCGAACAUUGUCUCCCGAACCGCCAGUACGGGAGCUUCGGCCAGAUCUUGACUAUCCUUGGACCCGAUUUACCAUUCUGGAAGAGAGGGCUAUUUAUAGAAUGGCCCACAUCAAGCUUGCGAAUCCCCGACGCGCAUUGUAUUCACAAGUUCUACUCAGCAACUUCAUGUACUCGUACUUGGCCAAGGUACAACAAAUGCACCCACUAAUGGUCGCGUCAUCGGGAUCGCCGAGACACCAAAAGCCAAGGGACCAACAAGAUGAGUAUUCUACUGGGUACCAACAAUAUAAAGAGGCCCAGAUGCAACAUUACAGCGAUAGUUCCUACGAUGAUCCUCAAAUGUAUGAGUAUGGUGAUGAUUCACACGACUCGUAUCGACAACAUUCACGAGGCGGUAGCAAACAUGGCUACGAAAAUGGGCAGGCAUACGGUCCCGGACAUUACCAGUACGGUCAUUCGACAUUUGGUGAUGAUGUCCAGCUCGAUGACGACGACGAUGAUAUGUGGUGACAGGAAAGAGGAGCAUCCUGUUCAUUACUUCAAUUCUUCUGCAGUAUAUUAAAUACCCCUGCUUUGUCAAGCCCAGCCCCUCCACAACAUUGUACACUGACUACGUCUUGCUCAACUCACUUGUUUUUUUUACCUUUUUCAAUGGAUGGUAAAUACAUCCUCUUCCAUGCCCAGGAACAGAAUCAUAUGAUUUCACCCACCACUGUCUGCUUACUCCCUUGCAUACUGUUCUGUCUCAUCCCUAUAUAGCGCACCUUACGCCUGGUGGUAUUUUAUUAUGCCAGGUAUUGCUCGGCAUUUCCUGUUGCCUUGUAUUGGCAAUUUUUCCUUGAUUUGUUUGCAUAGCGUCUGGGGUUAUCGAUUCAUUUCCACUUCUAGUUGUCUUGACAGCUUUGUUUUGCAUUUCUAUCCUUUCCCUUCAGAUGAUCCAAUGGACUCUCGGCGUACAGUGCUGUAUGUGAAGGAGAUUGUGCUUGCCCCCUUUUUCAAUACCCGAGUUCUGAUUUACUCUUGGAUUGGUACGUGAUAGCAUGGCACAGUAGAAUGGGCGGGGCACUUGAAGUUAGACCUAUGGAAGUCGUCGUACUGUAUAGAAUAUACUUCCUAUAUCAUUGAAACUCAAGUAUCUUGCGUGUAUUCCUAUAGCACUAUCGUAGUGAUUGCGAAUAGCUGCUAUGCGGGUUUGUGGAUAUGGUAUCACGUGACUAACGCCAUCUAAUCUCCCC
This is a messenger RNA of Aspergillus alliaceus, 3891 nucleotides long. Its product is annotated as putative telomere silencing protein Zds1. The transcript has 3 exons. Gene Ontology annotation, cellular component: cytoplasm; cell septum. The coding region runs from base 518 to 3166 and encodes 882 amino acids. The record is from RefSeq and is a predicted model, not a curated record. Gene Ontology annotation, biological process: establishment of cell polarity; positive regulation of G2/M transition of mitotic cell cycle. NCBI's taxonomy places the organism in Eukaryota, Fungi, Ascomycota, Eurotiomycetes, Eurotiales, Aspergillaceae.